AUGUCAAGAAAUAAUUCAAGAAAUUCUUUUAUACCUUCUAAUCGAGGGGAGUUCGAAUACAAUCUUACCAAUGAAAACAAUCUUUCCUCAACAAAUAAAAUACGUGAUUCAGUUUCAUCUUCGUCCGAAAUAUCUAAUAUAUAUAGUAUUCAAACAAAUUCACCUACUACACCUACUUCACCUAAUAGUCUUAGUCCAAGUUCUCUAAGAAGCUCCAAACAAAAUUUUUUCUCUUUAUUUAAAAAGAAGGAUAACACUACUGUUAAUAAUGGUUCUACAAAUCGACUUUCUGCACCACCUCAACAACAAGUGGUUCCUGCACUUAAUCAUUAUGAAAAUAAUUAUCACGUAUCACAAUCACCAAUUGGUAGUAUUAGUGUACCUGAUUUUACUGCAUUAAAUACUAACACUAAUGAAUUGGAUGAAGAAGAAUGUUGCGAUACAGAUACAAUUAUGAAGGAACAAGCCAGCAGUAGUGGUAACAGCAGUAACGGAGGAUCCAUUAAUAAUAUUCAUGAUGGAACAAAUGGAAACAAUAUUACUAUGAAAAACACUAUGAGAAAAACUUCAACUUUUUUCAAAAAAUUCGGUAACAAGCAAAAUCCCGAUAAUAAUAAUAAUUCAUCUACACACAUUAGUCGUUCUCCUCUUCCCGAAUUUCAUGAUUCUCAAAAUUUAUCUCCUCCUUCCAUUUCCACUUCCACCUCCAAUAAUCCAUUGUCAUCACCAACUUCUUCUUCCCCAAAUAAUACUCCUAAUGAUCUUUCCAUCCCUGCACAAUUCUUAGUUUCUACGUCUUUCCAUGAUAAAUUUUCAGAUGAUAUUUUUACAGAAAAUAAUAAUGAUUCUGAUGACGGAUUAUAUAAGUUAAAUACGAAUAAAAGUGUUCCGGAUAAUAUUGGAAGAAAUCGGAGUUUACAGUCGUCCAAAAAUAGUUUAUUAUCCACUGGUUUAACACGUGUUAAGGAGGAAGAUGAAGAUAAUAAUUCGGUUAAUUCAAAAUCUAGAAAAUCAACUAUAAAUAAAAAUAUAAGUAAUAAAAGUGUGAAUAUGUCAUCUGAUGAUUACGCUCAAUUUGCUGAUUAUCCAAUAAGCUUUUUGAAAACUCCUCCCGCAAGUCCUUCAUUUGUAAAAGGAUCUUUAAGUAGAAGUGAUAGUAAACCUUCACUUCAUAACAGUAAAUCUACUACAUCCUUAUCUACACCUAGAUCAUCAUUAUUACCUGAAGAAACCAAUGCAACCCCCAAACGAAAACCACUCUUGAGCAAAAGUAGUUCUCACGGUUCUUUCAAAGGAAGAAAAGAAGAAAGAGAAGAAAUCUUUGAUAGGCGAACAUUGAGAGUAAAUGUAGAACAACGAGGUUUAUUUAUUAAACCCACAAGACCGGAAAGCACAGAAACAGGUACGGGCUCUGGCCUUAGUCCAUCAACGAUUCCCAAGAGACCGGAUAAAAAAUUACCGGAUGUUCCUAAAACCUUAUCAACUUCUGAGGCUGAUGUGUCAAAAUCUCGUUCUCGUUCACCACAUAUGCGGCAAGCUUCCAGCAUUGCUAGUUCUUAUUAUGAAACUGCUAGCGGAUCGACUACGACUCUACAUACUGCUCCACCUUCUCCCAUCAUCGAUACCUUCAUAGAAUCCAACAGUAAUCAUAACCUACCCGAAGGAACGCCCAAGAUACAGGUUGAUGAGGUCUUUUCUUCAGAAAGUCCAAUAGAAGACAAUAACGCGACUGACUUACUAUCUCCAUCGAGUAUCUCUGAGAAAAUGGAUGACGAUGAUUUAGCUUACUUGGAAGCGAAGAAUGCGGCACGAAGGUGCUUUGAAGAAGACGAAACGUUUAUAAAUAAGAAGACUAUCGCAGAAUUCUUGGGCGGAACCAAGCCAUUAAAUUCUCGAGCUUUAAAAUUCUAUGUGGACAAUUUCGAUUUUACAAAUUUAAGAUUAGAUAUGGCAUUUAGACGCCUUUGCGGUAAAUUAUUUUUAAAAGCCGAAACACAACAAGUGGAUCGUAUUUUGGAAGCAUUUUCUAUACGAUAUUGGGAAUGUAAUCCUAAAUGCGUUUUCGGCAGUGCAGUUGCAUAUUCUAUUCUUUUAUUAAAUACCGAUCUUCAUGUCGCGCAAGUAUCCAACAAGAUGUCUCGAGCUCAAUUUGUACGGAAUACCAUGUCAGCUGUUCACACACAGAUUACAAGUAUUACAAUCCAAAACAACAAUAACAAUGAUGCGUAUGAAGAUGAUCAAAGUACAAUAACAUCCUUGGAAACAAAUACUACCAUCGGAGCAUCAACUACAGCUCGUCCACGUCGUAGCAGUAGUAUUAAGAGCUGGCGUAGUAAUUCUAAUUUAAGCAUGGCUAAUUUAUCAUUUUGGUCACGACAAUGGGAAACAGAAUUAGAGAAUCUUUUGAAAGAAAUAUAUAAUUCUAUAAAAGCAAAUCAAAUAUUACAACCAUUUUCAGUUGAACAAGAUAAAUCGGAUACAUCUAAUAAUUUAAAUAACAAUAAUAACCUUGCACCAGGAUUACAUCGAAGUCUUAGUCAUUUAGGUUAUCAGAACGCUAGGCUUAACACUCUCAAAAAAGGAAUUGCUGCUGCAAAUGCAAAAGCUCGAAAAAAUCAAAAUGGAAGAAUUUCUCCUAGUCCAAGUUUCACAAGUGGCGGAAGUGAUACUAGUGCUGGGAAUGAUAAUCAAGGAAGAUCCGGAAGUUUUCAGACUCUUCAGACAUUAUCUUCAUUCUCUUUACGCCAUGCGUCUUCAUGCGAGACAGCCGUUACCUCUACAAUAUUGUACCUAUCUGGUGCUCCAUAUGCUAAAGAAGGAUUGUUGUUUCGAAAACAUUUUUGGGAAACAACAAAUAAAAGAGCAAAGGAUAAAGGAUGGAAAGAAAGCUUUGUAGUUGUUGAGAAGGGUGAAAUACGGAUGUUUAAAUUUGAAUCACAUUCUUCGCAUAGUUCAUCUGGAAUGGGAGGAGCAAUGGGAGGAGGAAAUUGGAUGUCAAAUGCAACACUCUUGGGUGAAGUCAAUUUGCGUCAUACAAUUACCAAUGCGUUACCACCACCUGGUUAUAAUCGAAGUCGUCCUAAUGUAUUUGCUCUCUCGAUGUCUAAUGGUGGACUUUAUUUUUUCCAAGCUGGUACUUCUGAACUAGUAGAUGAAUGGGUUUCUACUUGUAAUUAUUGGGCAGCCCGAAUGAGCAAAGAACCAUUAUCGGGAGGUGUUUGUAAUAUGGAAUACGGUUGGGGAAGAUGUUUGGAAGUACUUAAUGAUUCCAAUGGGGAUUUAGAAGAUGUUAGAAGUGUGAGAAGUGAUCCUCGUAGUAUUUCAAGUAGCAAUUCAUUUUAUUCUAGUGAUCGUAUUGUCAUAGCCGAAUGGAAAACACCUAUACCGCCUUCAGUUUCAAGUAAUCAUGAUGAGGACGCACAACUUGCGGCAUUGAAAAAAUAUAAAAUUGAUUUAGAAAGUGAAUUAGAAGAACAUAAAAAUUAUUGGGAGCCCAUGUCAAGAUUGUUCCCUUUACGUUCCCAUAAUCACACAAAGGCAUUCGCCAAUUGGGAAAAGAAAUCCCAAUGGUUAUUAUAUGAAAUUGUCAAAUACACCACAUAUAUAGAAUGCAUUGAAAAUUCAAUAAAAUUACGUGCAAAAAGGAAAAUGGAAAAGAAUAAAUCUAAAGAGACCAAAGAGACCGAGAUUGAUGAAAAGGAAAACAAUAAAUCUGAAAAAAGGGAAAAUAUGGAUAAAGACCAAGACAGUGAAGAAGAAAAAGAACAAAAACGUGAAGAACAGAGAGCACGUGCAAGAUUAUCAUUAAAAUUAAUUCAAAGAUCUACAUGGACACCAGGAGAUGGUUGUAGUCUUAAUUUGCCUAAAGAAUUAUUAUUUGAUGAUGAGGAUGGUAAUGGUGGCGAAGAAAAUCGGAAUAGUCUCAUUGGACUUGAAGCAGCAUUUACAGCAGCAAAAAACAGAGCAAAUAAAAGCAAAUCAGCUACUUAUCCACCUGCUUCCAAAGUUAAUGAAGAUGACCCAAUAAUUAAUAAUUUAGAAGAAAAAUGGGUGUAA
Messenger RNA from Diversispora eburnea, 4056 nucleotides. The record is from the annotation of a GenBank genome assembly. NCBI's taxonomy places the organism in Eukaryota, Fungi, Glomeromycota, Glomeromycetes, Diversisporales, Diversisporaceae.